CGGUGAGAGGCGGCGGCGGCGGCAGCCGGAGCCCAGCGAGCCGGGCCCAGGCAGGCGGCCGAGCCCCGGGGACCGGCUGUGGGGGGGCCCCGCGCCAUGCCCGGCCCUGCCCCGCGCUCUGCUCUGUUGAUGGGAUCCCAGCAGAUGUUGCCCUUCUCUGACGGUGAGCUCUCAUUCAGCACUAAGGUAUGAAGACUUUUCCUCUUGCAUAAGAAGACUUGAUUUGUUCUGGUUGAGGAAGCAGUUUGGCAGCUCACUAAAGGUUGCCAAUGUGAAAUACUGGAAGAGUAUCGUCUGAAACUUUCUGGGACAAAGAGGACUGUUUUAUUCUCUCUCAUAUUUUGAUCAAGGAGAGUGGUGCAUCCCAUAAUCUGAGAAACACAGAGUGAGAACCAAGGGCUAGAAGCUGAAACCAAAUGUGGUUGAGGGAGCUGCUGAACUCCUCCUUUCCUGAUUUUAAUACUAAGUGAAGAAGAGCCUCAAAAUACUGCAAGUAAAGACGAGGAUUUCUCCUCCUGUCCAGGGCCUGUCAUGGAUGAAGAGACUCAGCACAGCCUUGAAUGCAUCCAGGCUAAUCAGAUUUUUCCCAGGAAGCAGCUUAUCCGAGAGGAUGAGAACCUUCAGGUCCCGUUCAUUGAACUUCAUGGUGAGAGUACAGAGUAUGUAGGACGAGCAGAGGAUGCCAUCAUUGCACUUUCUAAUUACAGACUUCACAUCAAAUUCAAGGAGUCUGUUGUGAACACUGGCUGUCCAAACGAUGCUUGUGAAACCUCAGUUCCAUUGCAGCUUAUAGAAAGUGUUGAGUGCCGUGACAUAUUUCAACUUCAUUUGACUUGCAAAGACUGCAAGGUUAUAAGGUGUCAGUUUUCUACUUUCGAGCAGUGUCAAGAUUGGCUGAAGCGUCUGAACAAUGCCAUCCGCCCUCCUUCAAAGAUAGAAGACCUUUUCUCAUUUGCCUAUCAUGCUUGGUGCAUGGAGGUGUAUGCUAGUGAAAAGGAACAACAUGGAGACUUGUGUCGGCCAGGAGAACAUGUAACUUCAAGGUUUAAAAAUGAAGUGGAGAGGAUGGGUUUUGAUAUGAACAAUGCCUGGAGGAUUUCCAACAUCAAUGAGAAGUACAAGCUUUGUGGCAGUUACCCACAGGAAAUCAUAGUGCCCGCCUGGAUCACGGAUAAAGAGCUGGAGAGCGUGGCAAGCUUUCGGUCCUGGAAGCGCAUCCCUGCUGUUGUGUACAGGCACCAGAGCAACGGAGCAGUUAUUUCCCGCUGUGGACAACCUGAGGUCAGUUGGUGGGGCUGGAGGAACGCAGAUGACGAGCACCUUGUCCAGUCGGUAGCCAAAGCCUGUGCCUCAGAUUCGAGGUCCAACAGUAACAAACUAAUGAAUGGAAAUUGUUCCAGAGAUUUCUCCAAUGGAGGAGACCUCUCUGAUGUGGAAUUUGAUUCCUCCAUCUCUAAUGCUUCGGGAGCAGAGAGUUUGGCAAUACAGCCUCAGAAGCUUUUGAUCUUAGACGCACGAUCCUACGCAGCAGCUGUGGCAAACAGAGCCAAAGGUGGAGGCUGUGAGUGCCCAGAGUAUUAUCCAAACUGUGAAGUAGUAUUCAUGGGAAUGGCAAACAUUCAUUCUAUCCGGAAGAGCUUUCAGUCCCUGCGUUUGCUCUGCACACAAAUGCCAGAUCCAGGAAAUUGGUUAUCAGCUCUGGAAAGUACCAAGUGGCUGCAGCACUUAUCUGUUCUUCUGAAGUCUGCGCUACUCGUGGUUCAUGCUGUGGACCGAGACCAGCGACCUGUCUUGGUGCACUGCUCCGAUGGCUGGGACCGAACCCCCCAGAUAGUGGCGCUGGCCAAACUGCUGCUAGAUCCAUAUUACAGGACCACAGAGGGUUUCCAGGUGCUAGUGGAGACGGAGUGGCUGGAUUUUGGCCACAAGUUUGCAGAUCGCUGUGGCCAUGGUGAGAAUUCGGAUGACCUAAAUGAGCGCUGCCCAGUGUUUUUACAGUGGCUGGACUGCGUCCAUCAGCUCCAGAGGCAGUUCCCUUGCUCUUUCGAGUUUAACGAAGCAUUCCUUGUCAAAUUGGUGCAGCACACCUACUCUUGCCUCUUUGGUACAUUCCUGUGCAACAAUGCGAAAGAGAGAGGAGAAAAACACACUCAGGAACGGACCUGUUCUGUCUGGUCUUUGCUGCGGGCAGCAAACAAAGCCUUCAAAAACCUGCUCUACUCCUCCCAGUCUGAAUCUGUGCUGUAUCCAGUGUGCCAUGUGCGUAAUUUAAUGCUCUGGAGUGCUGUUUACCUGCCGUGCUCUUCCCCCUCCACACCUGCUGAUGACACCUGUGCCCCAUACCCUGUUCCAGGCUCUAGCCCUGAAGAUCAGCCUCUGGGCAGGUUACCAAAGACGAGAUCAUUUGACAAUCUGACGACAGCCUGUGAUAGCAGCGUGCCUACAACCAAUCGACGCAGUAGCGACCCCAGCCUAAAUGAGAAGUGGCAAGAGCACCGCCGGUCCCUGGAGCUGAGCAGCCUCGGGAACCCCGGGGACGAUCCGUUUGAUGGAGACAGCCUGAGCAAGCAAGGCAGGGCUCUGGUUGGAGCAGAGCUUUCUGUUGCAGCCGGUGUGGCAGAGGGACAGAUGGAGAACAUUUUGCAAGAGGCCACUAAAGAUGAUGUUGGUCUGGAGGAGCACUUAAGGGGCAGCCUAGAGGCAGCAGGUAAAGCGGAUGAGAUUGCCCUGGAGAAGGAGAAGAGGACUGAAAAUCUGCAUGGGUAUGUCAGUGACCUCUGUGAAAAGACGGAGGUGGAUAGAGGUAUUGUCAUGAACAAUCCACAUCCAGUUUCACAAGGUGCUUCUGAGCCUAGAGGACACCAGGAUGAACAGACUGAUCUCAGUAACACUAUCCAGAAGUUACCUCAGGUGAAAGGACUACCGACUGUUCCUUUGGAGAGUUCUGUAAACAGAGACGCUCAGAAGAACACGGAGGAAGGUGUUAGCAAGCUUGAAGGAGAAGCAGAGAGCCCGUACAGCACAUUGCAAGCCAGCCUUCCGUUACCUCUUACAAUCCCACCCGAGGCAAGAACAUCCAACAUCGAAAGCUCUACGGAAACCUUAACAGAGAGUGAGGCCAAGCAGGAGCUGAUUGCUAAGGGUCCGUGCCACAGACCUCACCCGAUCGACAACAGUGCUGAUGAACUCUCGCGAACUAUUGAGAACAGGCCAGAGGGGGAAAGCAUGAUAGAGCUUCAAAAACUGGGCACAAAAGCACAUAGGACUUCUGGUAGCAGCAGCACACACCUCCCGAUGCCUUCCCCUUGUGCCUUGCCUUUAGCUGAAUGUAAAGAUGAGAUUGUCUGUAACGGAGAGCUGGAGCCCGAGAACAAGAUGACCGAGAAGCCCGUGGGGUUUAGCAUCAUGCAGAAAUACCACGCAACAAACGGGCAUUGCGUGAACGGGGAGGACGGCAGGAUCAAGGCCUCUCUGAGUCGGCAGGUCUCCGCAGCUAGCUGUAGUUCCGCGCAGUUUCACUUGCGGAACUUGCACCAAAAAUGGGUGUUCAGCCAUCCGGGGAAGCAGCAGGCAGCCAGCAGCCCGGACCAACCCGCCAGAAGUCACCUGGACGAUGAUGGGAUGCCCGUCUACACCGAUGUUAUCCAGCAGCGCCUGCGCCAGAUAGAAACCGGGCAUCAGCAAGAGGUGGAGACCUUGAAGAAGCAGGUGCAAGAGCUGAAAAGCCGGUUGGAGAGCCAGUUCCUGAACAGCUCCCUGCGUCUCAAUGGUGAUUAUGGAGACGAAGUGACUUCUAUACCCGACUCGGAAAGCAAUCUGGAUCAGAACUGCUUGUCUCGCUGCAGCACAGAGAUUUUCUCUGAAGCCAGCUGGGAACAGGUGGAUAAACAGGACACAGAGGUGACACGAUGGCUUCCAGACCACCUCGCUGCGCACUGCUACGGCUGUGACAGCACCUUCUGGCUGGCCAGCAGGAAGCACCACUGCAGGGACAUUGAACGUGUUGAUCAAAUCUGGAAUUGUGGAAAUGUGUUCUGCUCCAGUUGCUGUAACCAGAAGGUGCCAGUUCCAAGUCAACAGCUCUUUGAACCCAGCAGAGUCUGCAAAUCAUGCUACAGCAGCUUGCACCCAAGCAGUUCCAGCCUUGAUCUUGAACUGGACAAACCCAUCACUGCCACGUCUAAUUAAAGUUCCAGCCUAGAAGCAGCGGGAAGCAGCCGUGACUCUUCCCCGAACAGACACGCACAUUCUCGGUGGGCUGAGGCUGGGAGGAGGAGGGAGCCGUGCACUUUGGAGGCUGGGGCGUGGAACACUGCUCGGCGGGACAGACCUCGAGGACGUACCGCUGGAUUGUGGGAAUCUCCUUUUCCAGCUAUCCCCCCUUUCCUUUCUGUCCUAUUUGUGUGUAUGUGUGUGCGUGUACGCGCCGUGUGUGUGUAUAUAUAUAAUAAUAUAUAUAUGUUUGCUUGUUUGCUGGAAGAUUGUGGAAGUGGGAAGGGGGCUGGCACCGGAACCAGAUUUCCCUUGUGUAUUUAACUGCCCCACUGCUGAACUGUGUUGCAGACAGACGAUUUUAUGGAGGAAAGGAGAAGAGGGGAACCAGCCCAGCCAGUGUGCAAAGUGCAUACCUGUAGCGUCAGUGCUAGUGCUUUCAAUCACUCCUGUUACUUCCAAACAAGAAACUGCUGUUUGGGAACUCGUUGCUGCUAGAAGAAAUGGGAAUCUCUUUCCCAAGAGAGCACUCUCCCUCUCUGUUCUUAGAGUGGGCUUAGUUAUCCUCACUGCGUGAAGGGGGGAUCGGUCACAGGUUUCCACACUCAGCGGCUCUGUGCUCACACACACAAUCGACUUGUUUUAUCGCCAUCAGCCCCCUGGCUGUGGCUCUGAGUGGAAACACCUGCACGACAUUGGCUAUGGAAAGUGCGCGCGAGUUUGUGAGAGGUGAGAAGGGGAUUGACCAGGCUGCCAAGCCGAGCUUGGUUUUACACUGGCGCCUCUAGCUGAAGGUCUGUAAAUGCAAUUCGUUAUUUAAACCCAGUGGGAAAGUGGAAGACCUUCGACUUCUAUCCUUGUCCCAUCUGUAGGUUGGUUUACUCAACGCAAAGCUACUUCUGGAGCAGUGCACUUGUCCUGGUUCGUACAAGCAGUCUGCCAGGCUCUUGUUUAGGCCCGCACUUUAACGAGACUAUCCACAACAACGAGAGAACAACUGUGACACGCUGGUAUUUUCGCUGAGCUCAGUCCGUGAGUGCACUGGUGCUUGUCAUACUCCUGGGAUGUCUCCUCCUUUUUCAGUCUGUAUCCAAUAUACUCCAGAUAGGAAAAAACCUGCCUGAGGAUUACAUAAAGACCUAAAACACAUCAUGGAUUCCCCUUCUUCCUUCUGUCCCAAUCCGAGUCGCUUUUAAAGUCACCUCAUUAAAGUGUGAAUCUCUUGAAUAUAUGUUUUUAAACGAGCGUUAGGUACUCAGCCCCUGUUCCCCUUCGAUAGAGCCUGCUUCGUGCAGUUUGGCAAGGAAGAAACGCGUAUGGAAAUACCCUGCUUCACAGUGCAUUGCCUAGACUAAGUUAGGACUUCUCUUGUGAUACGCGCAAGAACACAACAAUCCUGCUGGAGUAUUUGAGAGUUUGAGAUAUAAAAGGUCAAAAAAAAAUCUAACAAGUCUUGGGACAGGAGUGCAUCCCUUCCCUGCAGUGUCACAAUCACGUAGUCCAAAGCGAGGAUCACACGGAGAAAACCAUCUGGGAAUAUUUAUUAGAUCUGAUGGGGAAGAAGUGACAAGGUAUGUAGUGUUUGGCGAUUGAACUUCCCACACCCUCUGCGAGGAUUGUUAACGCUGCUGCAGUUUGAGCUGAAGACUCACAAGAUAAUGAAUGUCUCGGAGGCUUAGCACAGCCGCCCGUGUCCUUAGGGGAAGGGGGUCAGGUAACAGCGUCUCCCCGGUACGCGUUUUGAAAUGGUUUGCAAACCAUCGGGUGGGAAAAGCAGAGAAAGAGCCGGGCUCUGCGGUCGAGUCGUGUCUCUAAGAACUUGCUCCUGAAGCAGUGCAGUAAAUCUGGAAGAGGACUCUAGGCGUGUAAAGCAGAGGGAGCUGGAGCGGGAGCGAGGUGACGUGCAGCUCCCGUCUCUGGCUUUUCGUCCGAGGUGGGCACUUGGAGGUGUGAUGCAGGGGACGUGGAGUAGUUCUGCACACUAACAUUGUGUGGUUUUGUGGUGCAAAUAGACAGUCAAAAAUAAGUCUAAGGUUCUGCAGUUCCUAAUGACAGGUGCCAAGAGGUUAUGAUACGGGUUUCUGGGGUCUGUGAUGUACAGUGUGAAUAAAUGCUUGCAGCUCUUAGUCUUUUUUUGAUCGAUGAAGCACUUUUUUAUUAAUAUUAUUUUUCUUUGUAUGUAAAGGAGGAACCAGUAUCUCUCCAUAGCUGUGUAUAUAACCCUUCUCUCCUAAAGAGAGUAAAGUGCUCCUAUAUUUUUCAUUUUUGUCAAAGCGAGAAGUAAAUACUUUAGAAUUGUUAAAUAUAUAAAUAAAAGUGAAUAAAGUUUAGAAUUUUGCAUGGGA
Molecule: messenger RNA, 6557 nt
Organism: Oxyura jamaicensis (ruddy duck)
Lineage: Eukaryota; Metazoa; Chordata; Aves; Anseriformes; Anatidae
Gene: MTMR3
Product: myotubularin related protein 3
Exons: 25
Coding region: 532-4188 (1218 amino acids)
Biological process (GO): dephosphorylation; regulation of autophagy
Molecular function (GO): phosphatidylinositol-3-phosphate phosphatase activity; phosphatidylinositol-3,5-bisphosphate 3-phosphatase activity; metal ion binding
Source: RefSeq, a predicted model, not a curated record